Messenger RNA from Pollicipes pollicipes, 1631 nucleotides. RefSeq names its product DNA polymerase kappa. Lineage: Eukaryota; Metazoa; Arthropoda; Thecostraca; Pollicipedomorpha; Pollicipedidae. Gene Ontology annotation, cellular component: nucleus. The coding region runs from base 96 to 1631 and encodes 511 amino acids. The transcript has 8 exons. Gene Ontology annotation, molecular function: DNA-directed DNA polymerase activity; damaged DNA binding. Gene Ontology annotation, biological process: error-prone translesion synthesis. The record is from RefSeq and is a predicted model, not a curated record.
UUUUGCUGCUAGUGAUGAACAAGCAAGCUAGGCUUGGUUUCAGAUAACCUUACAACGUGUUGCUGCAUGCUAGGCACCAGCACCUAGCUAGCAAGAUGGCAUCAGAUGGUCUGCCAUCCAGUGGGAGGAGCCAGCUGGCUACUAUGAAGCUCAAUGAUUCGAAAGCUGGCAUGGAAGGGUUAGACACAGAUAAAAUCAAUCAGAUUAUUGAAGAGGCUUCAAGAGGGUCAAAGUUUUAUGCUCACAAAAAGCAACGACAAGAAAAAAUUGAUGAGAGGAUCAAGCAUAUGCUGGAACUUAAGUCCACCUUCACCCCGAACCAGAUCGCCAGGGCUGAGUUGCAGAUGGACGAGCUAACAGCCCAGCUGGAGCUGAAGCGGGACCUGAGCAGGUUCAUUGUGCACGUCGACAUGGACGCGUUCUACGCCGCAGUCGAGAUGCGGGACAGGCCAGAGCUUCGGGACGUACCAAUGGCGGUGGGCGGCACGGGCAUGCUGAGCACGUCCAACUACGCGGCUCGCAGGUUCGGGGUCCGCGCCGCCAUGCCCGGCUUUAUCGGGCGCAAACUGUGCCCCCACCUGGUCAUCGUGCCCUGCAACUUCGACAAGUACCGGGCGGCCAGCGAACGGGUCCAGCAGGUGCUAGCCCGAUACGACCCAAACUUCUCCAUGGGCUCGCUGGACGAGGCCUACCUGGACAUCACGGAGAAGGUGCACUGCACGCUGUCGGCCGGCGAGUCGGAGGAGACUGAGGACGAGGCGGCCCAGCGACUGGUACACCAGCUGCGCGACGAGAUCCGCCAGGAGACGCAGCUCACUGCCAGCGCAGGCAUCGCGUGCAACGGCAUGCUGGCCAAGAUCUGCUCGGACCAGAACAAGCCAGACGGCCAGUUCUUCCUGGCGCGCGACCGGGACGUCAUCCUGCGCUUCCUGGACACGCUGCCCGUGCGGAAGGUCUGCGGCAUCGGCAACGUGUCCGCGCAGCAGCUGGCGGCGCUGGGCGUGACGCUGUGCGGCCAGCUGCGCGAGCAGCGCGGCCUGCUGCGUCUGCUCUUCUCGGAGAGCGCGCAAGGCUCCCUGCUGCGCGCCGGCCUGGGCGUGCGCGAGCCGGCGCCGGCCACCGACGACGGCCACCAGAAGUCGGUUAGCACGGAGACGACGUUUGCCGCCACGGCCGACGCGGCGUGGCUGACGGCGCUGGUGCGCGACCUCUGCCGCCAGCUGGCCGAAGACCUGCGCCGCAAGGGUUUGCGCGGCCGCACCGUCACGCUCAAGGUGAAGACGAGCACGUUCGCUCUGCGCACGCGCGCUGAGAGUCUGGCCACGCCCACGGCCGCGGCUGAGACGAUGUUCGCGGCGGUGCGGCCGGCGCUGACGCGUGAGCUGGCGGCCGGCGAGCCGCUGCGUCUGCUGGGCGUGCGGCUGUCGGCGCUGGAGGAGGAGGGCACCGCCAGCUGCCGCCAGGUGACGCUGGCAGAGAUGGCUGGCCGCGGCGCCACCGAGCACGUCUGCCCGCUGUGCGGCAGCCGCAGCGGCUCGCGGGCCGAACUCACCGCCCACGUGGACCGGUGCCUGCCGCCUGACGAGCACGCGGAGGCGCACCAGGAACGCUUCCCGACGCACUCGACCUAG